CCGGCCCAGCCCCGGCCUGUGCCCGUCGGUCGCCUCCGUGAGGCUGACUCCUGGCCAGGCGUCUUGCUGGUGUCUGCUUGUAUCCCGAUUCUCAGAUUGGCAAGAACUCCUAAGAAGGUUUUGUUUUACUGUCACUUUCCUGACCAGCUUCUGACCAAGAGAGAAUCUUUUCUUAAGCGCAUCUAUAGAGCACCUCUUGACUGGCUGGAAGAGUAUACUACUGGUAUGGCAGAUUGCAUUGUUGUCAACAGCAGUUUUACAGCAAAUGUCUUCAAGGAUACAUUUACAUCCUUAAAUCAUAUUAAACCUGAUGUCCUGUACCCUUCUUUAAAUGUCAGUACCUUUGAAACUAUUGUUCCUGCAGAUAUAGCUAAUAUAAUUCCCCAAGGGAGAAAAUACUUGUUUCUUUCAAUCAAUAGAUUUGAAAGGAAAAAAAACUUAGCAUUAGCUCUGGAAGCAUUACAUGAUCUUCGUGGAAGGCUCAGUGCUCAAGAGUGGAAUGAAGUUCAUCUAGUUUUGGCUGGUGGUUAUGAUGAAAGGGUUUCGGAAAAUGUGGAACAUUAUGAAGAGCUGAAGAAUAUUGCAACCAAGCUUAAUAUUAGCAAGCAAGUCACUUUUGUUAGGUCUUUUUCAGAUGAACAAAAAAUCGCUCUUUUUAAUAAUGCUGUAUGUGUGCUUUAUACGCCAAGCAAUGAACACUUUGGCAUAGUACCUUUGGAGGCUAUGUAUAUGAGAUGUCCAGUGAUAGCAGUUAAUUCAGGUGGUCCUUUGGAAUCUGUUGUAAAUAAUGUUACAGGAUUUUUGUGCGAACCUCUUCCAACGCAGUUUUCUGAGGCCAUGGAAAAAUUUGUGAAAGACUCUGCCUUAAAGAAUACAAUGGGAACAGCUGGAAGAAUGAGAGUUACCAAAAAUUUUUCAUCAGCAGCAUUUUCAGAACAGCUGCACCAAUACAUAUGUAGAUUAACACAAUAGCAGAUACACUUACUGUAAUUUACUGUUGUCAUAUUUCUGGUUUGUGUAUGAGAUGGUUCAACUAAUAGCUAGGCUAACACAAAUAUGCUGGAGUAUUUAAAAAAUGUAAAUUGAAUUAAAUCUUUAAACUACCCUUUUGGAUACUAUGCUUAAUGCUGGUUGCCUCAAAAUAAGGUUUUAUUUGAGGUUGGAUUUGUUUACUAUUUAUUUGGGUGCCACUGACUGCACUGAAUUUUUGCUAUGUAUUGUGUACUGGAAAUUUUUUUAAUACAUUUAAAUUUCACUUUCUAGUUUAAAUUGUAAGAAAAGUUAAAAUUAUGGCAAAUCUAACUUCAGAUUGUAUAAGAUUAACUUUCAUAGCAAGUGUAGAGAAGAAAGUUUAAUUAACUUUACAGGGCAGUUAUUUUGUUGUAGUACUCUGUAUUCUGCACCAUAAUUUGCCAUUUGAAUGAAUUUCUACUGCAAGGUUCUCCCAGAUCUCCACUAAUUCUAGGUGAACAGGGUCAUUGAAAAUCCAGUGAGUUUUAUCUAUGUAAUAAAGUCGCAGGUGGUUUGAUCCAUA
Messenger RNA from Pelodiscus sinensis (Chinese soft-shelled turtle), 1534 nucleotides. RefSeq names its product ALG2 alpha-1,3/1,6-mannosyltransferase (gene ALG2). Lineage: Eukaryota; Metazoa; Chordata; Testudines; Trionychidae. Gene Ontology annotation, biological process: dolichol-linked oligosaccharide biosynthetic process. The record is from RefSeq and is a predicted model, not a curated record. Gene Ontology annotation, cellular component: endomembrane system. Gene Ontology annotation, molecular function: GDP-Man:Man(1)GlcNAc(2)-PP-Dol alpha-1,3-mannosyltransferase activity.